Messenger RNA from Melanotaenia boesemani (Boeseman's rainbowfish), 1633 nucleotides. It is a transcript of the gene ptges3b, whose product is annotated as prostaglandin E synthase 3b (cytosolic). The transcript is spliced from 8 exons. Gene Ontology annotation, molecular function: Hsp90 protein binding; protein-folding chaperone binding; prostaglandin-E synthase activity. The record is from RefSeq and is a predicted model, not a curated record. The coding region runs from base 155 to 634 and encodes 159 amino acids. Gene Ontology annotation, biological process: telomere maintenance via telomerase; chaperone-mediated protein complex assembly; protein folding. Gene Ontology annotation, cellular component: nucleus; cytosol. NCBI's taxonomy places the organism in Eukaryota, Metazoa, Chordata, Actinopteri, Atheriniformes, Melanotaeniidae.
CAUCCUGAGGUACGUAAGAAACUACGGCGUGCAGUUCACGGCUUUAGGCGUUUGCAUAGCUUGUGUGUAGACAGCGUUCCUUCUUUAACAGGCAUUAACCCUCUGUUCACAAGACAAUUUACCUGUGAUAAAGAAGCAUACUUCACGCAAGGAUAUGCAUCCAGCGACUGCUAAGUGGUACGACAGGAGGGACUCGGUUAUUAUAGAGUUCUGUGUAGCCGACAGCAAAGAUGUUAAAGUGAACUUUGAUAAAACAAAGUUUGGUUUCAGCUGUCUUGGAGGAAAUGACAAUGUCAAACAUGAGAAUGAAGUAGAACUUUUUGAAGCUAUCAAUGAGAAUGAGUCCAAACACAAACGCACAGAUCGUUCGGUGUUGUGUUAUCUACAAAAAGCACAGCCAGGGAAGGCGUGGCCAAGGCUAACGAAAGAUAAGGCUAAGCUGAGUUGGCUCAGUGUCGACUUCAACAACUGGAAAGACUGGGAGGACGACUCGGAUGAGGAGAUGGGCAACUUUGAUCAAUUCUCAGAUAUGAUGAACAACAUGGGGGGUGAAGAUGACCUUCCUGACCUAGACGGUGCAGAUGAUGAUGAAUCUGCAGAUAGUGAUGAUGAGAAAAUGCCAGAUUUGGAGUAGGAGAGUGUCAGACUUUGGAAAGAAGAUGGAAGAACAGGGGACAAGAGGAAUCUAAACAAAUGUAUAUCUUGAAACUGAAGGCAGUGACAAACAGCUGUACAUAUAAGUCAGUAGCCAUAUUUAAAUCCAUAGCCUCAGCUCCAAACUCUUGACCAAUCAGUCUACUUACAGUUGAUUUGCAUGGUAUUGUACAGAGCAGCUAUCUCCACUUCCAUUUGCUGUACUGCACCUUUUUGGCUAGCUUGUUUCACUGUUAAUAAUUACAGCUAAGCACAACUUUAUUUGAUGGGGGAAAAAACUGUAUAGUGGACCGCAACUGAACAAUAUGUGUUAAGAAACUUAAAAUGUAUCAAAUAAUUUGCUUUAAAAUUGAUCUGGCCCAUUUAUAACAAAUGCUGUGUUUAAGUUAGUUUAUCAGUGUAGUUUAUAUCAUGAAUUAAGAACUAGAUGCAUUUUCUUUUUUUUUUUUUUUAAUUUCUAAGAUGCAUUUACUGAUUGAGGUCCUCUGAAGCCUUCCAUGUGCAGUGAGUUAGAUAUCCAGGAAGACAGUCUUUUGUAUCAGUAGCUUAACCUUCCAGCUUGCGUGUUUCCCUUUACUUCAUGUUUAAUGUUUUGUAAAAUUGGAUUAAUCAGAAUUCAUUGCAAAAAUAUUUGCAUCUUCCCAGUAAUCACCUACUGUACUUAUUGAAUUCCACAUAUUUAGUAUCUUAACAGCAACCUGUUCAUACCCCACAUUACAUGCACGUGUUUCACAGCAGAAACAAGGUGAUAUGUUCUGCAGCUGAUGGAGGCUUGAACCUUUUAUUGGGCCUCGGCAUCAUUCGGUUUGUGCUAUCCUCCAGGUUCUUUCCGUGCGUGAGGGAGUGUUGCAACAAAAUGGCGUGAUGACCAAAUCAUAUUUGCACUGUCAAUAAAAUGUAAGGGGAGACGAUGUUCAAUAUCAGUGGAAAUUUUUUUUUAUUACUGUCUACAUCUUUCUAAUAAACUGUUUAAGAAUAA